UACAAGUACACCCCACCUUGCAUGCAUCCUAUAAAUAGGGGUUCUGCAUGGGACACUAUACUCACCAGCUCCUUCUUCGCUAUUACUUUUGGAUAGAUCAUUGGUGUUUUGAGAGAUUGCUUACGAUGGCUUCUAAAUCUUUGCUUCUCUUAAGUCUCAUUGUUGUUAUCCUCAUUGCCUCUGAGGUGGCAGCCAGGGACCUAGCUGAUAGCUCGGCAGAAAAUAAGAACAAUGAGAGAGAAGAAGGAAUGCAAACUGACCAGUAUGGAGGGUAUCCAGGAAGAGGGUACGGAGGAUACCCCGGUGGUGGAUAUGGGGGAAACCGAGGUGGCGGAUAUGGCGGAAACCGCGGUGGUGGAUACGGUGGUAGGGGCGGAUACGGAGGUCGUGGAAGAGGAUACUGUCGCUAUGGUUGUUGCUACAGAGGCUACUACGGUGGCUGCUCUAGGUGCUGUGCUUAUGCUGGUGAGGCUGUUCAAACUCAGCCGGAGAGUACUGAUCCAGCUCACUAGAAAAUCAUGCAUAUUGGAUUCCUCAUGCUGCAAUGGUUGUGAAGUAUAAGUCUCAAGUCAAAUAAACGAGAAUCAAUUAAGAUAUAUAUAGUGAAGUACCAGGGUUUGAAAAGUUUGUCAUAAAGAUAAAAGAAAAUGGAAGUUUUUUUUUUCUAAUGUGGUGUUAUAAUAAGAUUACCAAAAAAAGAGUGGUGUUGUAAUAAAUGUUUGUGUGAUAAAAAGUUUGUUUGAUGUAUGGAAUAUGAAUCAUAUAUUAAUAUGCUACGCAUCUAAAAUGCAGUUAUCA
Molecule: messenger RNA, 798 nt
Organism: Brassica rapa (field mustard)
Lineage: Eukaryota; Viridiplantae; Streptophyta; Magnoliopsida; Brassicales; Brassicaceae
Product: glycine-rich protein 3 short isoform
Source: RefSeq, a predicted model, not a curated record